This is a messenger RNA of Loxodonta africana (African savanna elephant), 7340 nucleotides long. RefSeq names its product amylo-alpha-1, 6-glucosidase, 4-alpha-glucanotransferase (gene AGL). Gene Ontology annotation, biological process: glycogen catabolic process; glycogen biosynthetic process. The transcript has 34 exons. The record is from RefSeq and is a predicted model, not a curated record. Bases 297 to 4895 code for a protein of 1532 amino acids. Lineage: Eukaryota; Metazoa; Chordata; Mammalia; Proboscidea; Elephantidae. Gene Ontology annotation, molecular function: amylo-alpha-1,6-glucosidase activity; 4-alpha-glucanotransferase activity.
CCGCCGCUCGCGCACGCGCCUUGCGAGUUCUCCGCGCCUCCUCGGCCCGGCCCUCACGGCCCCUCCCUUUGCCCUUCACGGCGUCAGCUUCUCCUGGGCUGAGGCUGCUGUCCACCGCUGGACAGCCAGCGUUUGCCCUUUUGCUUUCCUUCCCCUUCCCUCCCUUGCCUCUAGCACUAGUGUCGCGGGCACAGCAGUGUCCCAGAAGCCGCACGUAUAACUUGCUCGGGAUAACUCAUUUGAUUUCGGAGUUCUUUUAAUUCUUCUGAAAGGUUUCAGCUCCUCAAACAGCCAAAAUGGAACACAGUAGACAGAUUCGAAUUUUAUUUCUAAAUGAAAUGGAAAAGCUGGAAAAGACCCUCUUCAGACUUGAACAAGGAUUUGAACUACAGUUCCGAUUAGGCCCAACUUUACAGGGGAAAGCAGUUACUGUGUAUACAAAUUACCCAUUUCCUGGAGAAACAUUCAAUCGAGAAAAAUUCCGCUCCCUAGGAUGGGAAAAUCCAACAGAAAGAGAAGAUGAUUCUGAUAAAUACUGUAAACUUAAUCUUCAACAGUCUGGAUCAUUUCAGUAUUACUUCCUUCAAGGAAAUGAGAAAAGUGGUGGAGGUUACAUAGUUGUGGAUCCUAUUUUACGUGUUGGUGCUGAUAAUCACGUAUUACCCUUGGACUGUGUUACUCUCCAGACAUUUUUAGCUAAGUGUUUGGGACCCUUUGAUGAAUGGGAAAGCAGACUUAGGGUUGCUAAAGAAUCAGGUUACAACAUGAUUCAUUUUACCCCAUUGCAGACUCUUGGAAUAUCUCGGUCAUGCUACUCUCUGGCUGAUCAGUUAGAAUUAAAUCCUGACUUUUCAAGACCUGGUAAAAAAUAUACCUGGAAUGAUGUUGGACAGCUGGUGGAAAAAUUGAAAAAGGAAUGGAACAUUCUUUGUAUUACUGAUGUUGUCUACAAUCAUACUGCUGCUAACAGUAAAUGGAUCCACGAGCAUCCAGAGUGUGCAUAUAACCUCGUGAAUUCGCCACACUUGAAACCUGCCUGGCUCUUAGACAGAGCUCUUUGGCAUUUAUCCUGUGAUGUUGCAAAAGGGAAAUACAAAGAAAAAGGAUUACCUGCGUUGAUUGAAAAUGAUCAUCAAAUGAAUUGCAUUCGAAAAAUAGUUGGGGAGGAUGUUUUUCCAAAGAUUCAUCUCUGGGAGUUUUUCCAAGUAGAUGUUAACAAAGCAGUUGAGCAAUUUAGAAGACUUCUUACACAAGAACAUAGGAAAAUAACUAAGUCUGACCCAGUGCAACAUCUUAAGAUUAUUCAAGAUCCUGAAUACCGACGGCUUGGCUGUACAGUAGAUAUGGACCUUGCACUAGCAACUUUCAUACCACAUGACAAAGGGCCAGCUGCAAUGGAUGAAUGCUGUAAUUGGUUCCGUAAGAGAAUUGAGGAAUUAAAUUCAGAGAAGCGUCAACUCGUGAACUAUCAUCAGGAACAGGCUGUUAAUUGCAUUUUGGGAAAUGUUUUUUAUGAACGACUGGCGGGCCAUGGUCCUAAAGUAGGACCUGUCACUAGAAAAUAUCCUUUAGUUACCAGAUAUUUUACUUUCCCGUUUGAAGAAAUGACCCUCUCCGCAGAAGAAUCUAUGAUUCAUUUCCCCGAUAAAGCUUGUUUUCUGAUGGCACACAACGGCUGGGUCAUGGGAGAUGAUCCUCUUCGAAACUUUGCUGAACCAGGUUCAGAAGUAUAUCUAAGGAGAGAACUUAUAUGUUGGGGAGACAGUGUUAAAUUACGCUAUGGGAAUAAACCAGAGGACUGUCCUUAUCUCUGGGCACACAUGAAAAAAUACACUGAAAUAGCUGCGACUUAUUUCCAGGGAGUACGUCUUGAUAACUGCCACUCAACACCUCUUCAUGUAGCUGAGUACAUGUUGGACGCUGCCAGGAAAUUGCAACCCAAUUUGUAUGUGGUAGCCGAACUGUUCACAGGAAGCGAAGACCUGGACAAUGUCUUUGUUACUAGACUGGGCAUUAGUUCCUUAAUAAGAGAGGCAAUGAGUGCACGUGAUAGCCAUGAAGAGGGCAGGUUAGUUUACCGAUAUGGAGGAGAGCCCGUUGGAUCGUUUGUUCAACCCUGUUUGAGGCCUUUAAUGCCAGCUAUCGCACAUGCCCUCUUUAUGGACAUUACCCAUGACAAUGAGUGUCCUAUUGUGCGUAGAUCAGCGUAUGAUGCUCUUCCAAGUUCCACAAUUGUUUCUAUGGCAUCUUGUGCUAGUGGAAGUGCUAGAGGCUACGAUGAAUUAGUGCCGCAUCAGAUUUCAGUGGUUUCUGAAGAACGGUUUUACACUAAGUGGAAUCCUGGAGCAUCUCCAUCCAAGACAGAUGAAGUUAAUUUCCAAAGUGGCAUUAUCGCAGCCAGAUGCGCUAUCAAUAGACUUCACCAAGAGCUUGGGGCCAAGGGUUUUAUUCAGGUAUACGUGGAUCAGGUUGAUGAAGACAUAGUGGCGGUUACAAGACACUCACCUAGUAUCCAUCAGUCUGUUGUGGCUGUGUCUAGAACUGCUUUCAGGAAUCCCAAGACUUCGUUUUACAGCAAGGAAGUGCCUCAAAUGUGCAUCCCUGGCAAAAUUGAAGAAGUAGUUCUUGAAGCUAGAACUGUUGAGAGAGACACGGAACCUUAUAGGAAGAGUGAGAAUUCAAUCAAUGGAAUGCCAAAUAUCACAGUAGAAAUUAGAGAACAUAUUCAGCUCAGUGAAAGUAAAAUUGUUAAACAAGCUAGAGUUGCCAAAAAGGGACCCAAUGAAUAUAUUCAAGAGAUAGAAUUUGAAAACUUGUCUCCAGGAAGUAUUAUUGUAUUCAGAGUGAGCCUUGAUCCGCACGCACAGGUUGCUGUUGGAAUUCUUCGAAAUCAUCUGACACAAUUCAGUUCUCACUUUAAAGCUGGGAGCUUUGCUGUGGACAACUCAGAUCCUGUAUUAAAAAAUCCUUUUGCUUCUAUUGCCUCUAAAUUAACUUUGGCUGAGCUAAAUCAGUUACUUUACCGGUGUGAAUCAGAAGAACAAGAAGAUGGUGGAGGGUGUUAUAAUAUACCAAACUGGUCAUCUCUUAAAUAUGCAGGUCUUCAAGGGUUAAUGUCUGUAUUGGCAGAAAUAAGACCAAAGAAUGACUUGGGGCAUCCUUUUUGUGAUAAUUUAAGAUCUGGAGAUUGGAUGAUUGAUUAUGUCAGUAACCGGCUUAUUUCACGAUCAGGAACUAUUGCUGAAGUUGGUAGAUGGUUCCAGGCUAUGUUCUUCUACCUGAAGCAGAUUCCACGUUACCUCAUCCCAUGUUACUUCGAUGCUAUAUUGGUUGGUGCAUACACCACUCUUCUGGAUAUAGCAUGGAAGCAGAUGUCAAGCUUUGUGCAGAACGGGUCAACAUUCGUGAAACACCUCUCGCUAGGUUCAGUUCAGUUGUGUGGCGUUGGAAAAUUCCCUUCUUUACCACGUCUGUCACCUUCACUUACGGACGUACCAUAUAGACUAAAUGAGAUCACAGAAGAGAAGGAGCAAUGUUGUGCUUCUCUAGCUGCGGGCUUACCUCAUUUUUCAUCUGGUCUUUUCCGCUGCUGGGGAAGGGAUACUUUUAUUGCUCUUAGAGGUCUGCUGUUGGUUACUGGACGCUAUUUAGAGGCCAGGAACAUUAUUUUAGCAUUUGCUGGUACCCUGAGACAUGGUCUCAUUCCUAAUCUCCUUGGUGAAGGAACUCAUGCCAGAUACAACUGCCGGGAUGCUGUGUGGUGGUGGCUACAGUGUAUUCAGGACUACUGUAAAAUGGUUCCAAAUGGUAUAGACAUUCUCAAGUGCCCAGUUUCCAGAAUGUAUCCUACAGAUGAUUCCCGUCCUUUGCCUGCUGGCACACUGGAUCAGCCAUUAUUUGAAGUAAUACAGGAAGCUAUGCAAAGACACAUGCAGGGCAUACAGUUCAGAGAAAGAAAUGCUGGUCCACAGAUCGAUCGAAACAUGAAGGACGAAGGUUUUAAUGUAACUGCAGGGGUUAAUGAUGAAACAGGAUUUGUUUAUGGAGGAAAUCGCUUCAAUUGUGGUACAUGGAUGGAUAAAAUGGGAGAAAGUGACAGAGCUAGAAACAGAGGAAUCCCAGCCACUCCAAGAGAUGGGUCUGCUGUGGAAAUUGUGGGCCUGAGUAAAUCUGCUGUGCGUUGGUUGCUGGAAUUAUCGAAAAGAAAUAUUUUUCCUUAUCAUGAAGUCACAGUAAAAAGACAUGGAAAGGUUGUAAGAGUCUCCUAUGAUGAAUGGAAUAGAAAAAUACAAGACCACUUUGAAAAGCUAUUUUAUGUUUCUGAAGAUCGUUCUGACCCUGAUGAAAAGCAUCCUGAUUUGGUUCACAAACGUGGCAUGUACAAAGAUAGUUACGGAGCUUCAAGUCCUUGGUGUGACUACCAGCUCAGGCCUAAUUUUACCAUAGCAAUGGUUGUAGCCCCUGAGCUCUUUACUGCAGAAAAAGCAUGGAAAGCUUUGGAGAUUGCAGAAAAAAAACUGCUUGGUCCCCUUGGCAUGAAAACUUUGGAUCCUGAUGAUAUGGUUUACUGUGGAGUUUAUGACAAUGCCUUAGACAAUGACAACUACAAUCUUGCUAGAGGUUUCAAUUACCACCAAGGACCUGAGUGGCUGUGGCCUAUUGGAUAUUUUCUUCGUGCAAAAUUAUAUUUUUCAAAAUUGAUGGGUCCGGAGAGUUACACAAAGAGCGUAUUUUUGGUUAAAAACGUUCUUUCCCGACAUUAUGUUCAUCUUGAAAGAUCUCCUUGGAAAGGACUUCCAGAGCUGACCAAUGAGAAUGGCCGAUACUGUCCUUUCAGCUGUGAAACACAAGCCUGGUCAAUUGCUACUGUUCUUGAGGCAAUUUAUGACUUAUAGUUGAUUCAUGGAUAUUUAGUAAAUAUGCAAUCAUUUGUGUUUUGGAGUGGAAAUUCAUCAUAUAACAUAAAUGCCAUUUUAUGUGCAAGCUCACAUCUUUUUAAAACUCUGAUAUAAUAAUGAUGCCCAAUUAGGAAGGAUUUAUCGAAGCAUUGAUUUUUCUUUUUUUAAUGUACAGAGGUAGCUUUUGAUUUGAAUCAGAAAGAAAACUUAUCAUUACCAAUGGAAUUUUUUUUUUUUUUUAAUUCAGGAAGUGUUCUUCAAAUGCCUAGAAAUCCAGACUUUAAAAAAAGAAAUAUCGUGUAAUCUUGUAUUUGUACAUAAGCACAAAUAAAAUCUAAAAAUCUAGUAAUGAAAGAAAUGGAAAAGGCAUCUUUAAAUUGCGCUUUAUAUUUUCUUCAGUAACAAUCAUGGAAUAGACUCUGGUUUGUCAGUGUUCUCACCUCUUUUCCAUAGUAGUCAUAGCACCUUGCUCACUGCCUUCAGGACAUGAUAAAUGAAUGCUGUAUGACGGCAGUGUCCAUCUACCAUAGAGCUUCAUAAAUGGAGCACAGAUAUUAAUAUGCUUUUUCACUGAUGCAUUAAUAUAUGUUUUUAAUAUAACGAAUGUCAGAAGUAUAUUUAACAUAUUUACUUGUGCUAAUGAUGCAUAGCAUCAUUGUGCAGCCAUGAAGAAAAAAACCCACAAACGUUAGGAAAUUUAUUUCCUAAAAACAGUUUGAUAAAAUUAGUCCAGAAUUACAGUUUCCUAUUAUGAGAUGGUUUGCAUUUUAAAAUUCAGAUUGUUGAAUAUACAUAUGAAACUUUAAGAAAUAGAAGACGCUGUAUUAAUUUUCUGAAACUUAGCAACUAUUUUAGUUUGUGCAUAAAAGUCUAUUGAUAGGUCGUAGUAGGUACUGGUUUCCUGUUUACUAAAACCUACAUGACAAGUUUAGAGAACAUUAAAAUAAAAUUGAGAGUAAUUUUAAUAUAAUAAAAAUAUAAUAGAUGUGAAUUUAGUAGUUAUUGGAAUUACAAUAAAAUCAUUUGAAAUAUUUUUCAUGUUUUUUUAAGAUAUCUUAAAUCUGAAAAAGUCAUAAUUGGAAAAGUAUUUUAAUAUUUGUAUGAGCUGAUGUUUUUGAGUAGUACUUAUUUUCUAGAUGGACCUGUUUUGUACUUCAGCAGAAAACCUAUUCUUAAAAAAAUAGAAACAAAUUUACUGUUAUUAUAAUUUACUGUUUUUGUCUCAAGAAAACACUUAGAUUAUUAUACCUUGAGUUGGAAGCAUAUAGUUGCAAAAAUCCCUUCAUUAUUCAGUGGUAUAUUUAUAGUUGAUAAAACAAUGGUAUAGUAACACUUUUCAUAGUUAGAAUCACAUACUCAAUGACCUUAACUGUCAUUACAAAGAAUAAGCAAACAAAAACUCCUGGGUAGCAAACAUAUAAAUGCUUCAGAUGUCACAUACUGAUGCUCUAAAGCUCAUGCAGUUUACUGUGAGAUUACCCACGCACUCUUUCUCAACACUGACUCGACUUUAGAAAUAGUUUUACUGGCUUAGUUUUUGGGUCUUCCAUCAUAAACCAAAUUAAAUCCUGCAAUUUUAAAGAUCGUAAUCUGACCACUAACUAUAAACAUUGGUUUCUCAAUUUCCCUUCCUUCCUCAUUGCUCAAUGUGUAAUCUCUAAACUGAGCAGUUACAAGAAAUAACCUUCCUUGAGUUAGUUCACCUAACUCAUCAACUCUACUAACCUUCCAUUAGUUCAUCAAUGGUUCAUGUAAUUAUGUUGCUCUGCUCUAACUUGUGUAUUAAAAAUAGUAACGAAGGUAACAGAAAAGCAUAUUUAACGAAAGUAAGAAGAAAUAGCUCACAAUUAAAUGAGACAAAAAACAAAUAAGAAACGAAUUGACAAUUUUAAAAACGCAUUGCGUUAUCUAUGGUAGGGCAGAUGUCCACCCCAGAAGACUGGCUCUUGUGUUGCAGUAGAAAACUCAGUGGUUCAUAUUCCUAAUGAGGAAUGUUAAUGAAAGAACAGUAGUAUAUUUUGCAUGGUCUGUUUGAAAGUUUAAGAAGGCGUGUUACACAUUAUUCAUCAAAGGUUUCAGACUUUGAGGGAAUAUGUGUCAUUUGACUAACGAACAUUUAGAAUGCUUCGAGCGAUGCUGGAUGAGGUACUGUUAUAUUUCAAAAAUUAAAUGCUUCUGUACCUCGAUUCUUCACUAAUCCAAAAUCAGUCCUACUGUAACAUGAGAAGUAAACUUGCAGGUUUAAUCAGUACGCUCUGAUAUUUUAAUAAAUUUUCAAAAAUAAUUGAGGAAACAUGAGACGUGUCAUCAUAUCUAUGAAUAUUAUAACACAAGUGAGUUGUAAUCCAUUUAUGGUAUGUCUUCAACUGCUCUGUGUAACAGACAAAUGUCGUUUUUAUGUUUGUGUGCCAAGAAAAUAAAAAUCUUUUCUAAAUGACUGUA